CAGCAAUCAGAGCGCUCCCCCUCACAUCAGUGGCAUGCUUCAUGGAGAUAUGCUCCUCUCACUGCCCUCUGCACCAGCAACAUGGAUUGUCAUCUCUCCAUCCUCCUCCUUCUCACCAGCUCUGUUCUCUACAGCUUCGGGGAACUGAUUCUCCAGCCUUCCAAUGAAGUCAAUCUGCUGGAUUCAAAAACAAUUCAAGGGGAGCUGGGCUGGAUCUCUAACCCAUCACAUGGGUGGGAAGAAAUUAGUGGUGUUGAUGAGCAUUACACACCCAUCAGGACAUACCAGGUGUGCAAUGUGAUGGAGCACAGCCAAAAUAAUUGGCUGAGGACAAACUGGGUCCCCAGGAACUCAGCUCAGAAGAUCUACGUGGAGCUCAAGUUCACCUUACGGGACUGUAAUAGCAUCCCAUUUGUUUUGGGAACUUGCAAGGAGACUUUCAACCUGUACUACAUGGAGUCUGAUGACGAUCAUGGGGUCAAGUUCCGGGAGCAUCAGUUUACAAAGAUCGAUACCAUUGCAGCUGAUGAAAGUUUCACUCAAAUGGAUCUUGGGGAUCGUAUUCUUAAACUCAACACUGAAGUUAGAGAAGUAGGUCCUGUUAACAAAAAGGGAUUUUAUUUGGCUUUUCAAGACGUGGGGGCCUGUGUUGCUUUGGUGUCCGUGAGAGUGUACUUCAAAAAGUGCCCAUUUAUAGUGAAGAAUCUGGCUAUGUUUCCAGACACCGUACCCAUGGAUUCCCAGUCCCUGGUGGAGGUCAGGGGUUCUUGUGUUAACAAUUCCAAGGAGGAUGAUCCUCCCAGGAUGUACUGCAGUACAGAAGGCGAAUGGCUUGUACCCAUUGGCAAGUGUUCAUGCAACGCUGGGUAUGAAGAAAGAGGUUUUGUAUGCCAAGCUUGUCGACCAGGUUUCUACAAGGCUUUGGAUGGUAACAUGAAAUGCACUAAGUGUCCACCUCACAGUACGACUCCUGAAGAUGGUUCAGUGAACUGCAGGUGUGAGAAUAAUUACUUCCGAGCAGACAAAGACCCUCCAUCCAUGGCUUGUACCCGACCUCCAUCUGCACCAAGAAAUGUUAUCUCUAAUAUAAACGAGACCUCGGUUAUCCUGGACUGGAGUUGGCCCCUGGACACAGGAGGCCGGAAAGAUGUUACCUUCAACAUCAUAUGUAAAAAAUGUGGGUGGAAUGUCAAACAGUGUGAGCCAUGCAGCCCAAAUGUCCGCUUCCUUCCUCGACAGUUUGGACUCACCAAUACCACAGUGACAGUGACAGACCUCCUGGCACACACUAACUACACCUUUGAGAUUGAUGCCAUUAAUGGGGUGUCCGAGCUGAGCUCACCACCAAGACAGUUUGCUGCAGUCAGCAUCACGACUAAUCAGGCAGCUCCAUCACCUGUCAUGACAAUUAAGAAGGACCGGUCAUCCAGAAACAGCAUCUCUUUAUCCUGGCAAGAACCCGAACACCCAAAUGGGAUCAUAUUGGACUACGAGGUCAAAUACUAUGAAAAGCAGGAGCAAGAGACCAGUUAUACCAUUCUAAGGGCAAGAGGCACAAAUGUCACCAUCAGUAGCCUCAAGCCUGACACUACAUACGUAUUCCAAAUCCGAGCCCGAACAGCAGCUGGGUAUGGGACCAACAGUCGCAAGUUCGAGUUUGAAACGAGUCCAGACUCUUUCUCCAUCUCCGGUGAAAACAGCCAAGUGGUAAUGAUUGCCAUUUCAGCGGCUGUGGCAAUUAUCCUCCUCACAGUCCUCACCUAUGUUUUGAUUGGAAGGUUCUGUGGCUAUAACAAGUCAAAACAUGGGGCAGAUGAAAAAAGACUUCAUUUUGGGAAUGGACAUUUAAAACUCCCAGGUCUCAGAACUUACGUUGACCCACACACGUACGAAGACCCUGCCCAAGCAGUUCAUGAGUUUGCUAAGGAAUUGGAUGCCACCAACAUAGCCAUUGACAAAGUCGUUGGAGCAGGUGAAUUUGGAGAGGUGUGCAGUGGUCGCUUAAAACUCCCAUCCAAAAAAGAGAUUUCAGUGGCCAUCAAGACCUUGAAAGUGGGCUACACUGAAAAGCAGAGAAGAGACUUCCUGGGAGAAGCAAGCAUUAUGGGACAAUUUGACCAUCCCAAUAUUAUUAGACUGGAGGGAGUUGUUACUAAAAGUAAACCAGUUAUGAUUGUCACAGAAUACAUGGAGAAUGGUUCCCUGGACAGUUUUUUACGUAAACAUGAUGCCCAGUUUACAGUCAUCCAGCUAGUGGGGAUGCUUCGGGGGAUAGCAUCUGGCAUGAAGUACCUCUCGGAUAUGGGCUAUGUUCACCGAGACCUCGCUGCUAGGAACAUCUUAAUCAACAGCAAUUUGGUGUGUAAAGUUUCUGAUUUUGGACUUUCACGUGUUCUAGAAGAUGAUCCAGAAGCGGCUUACACAACAAGAGGAGGAAAGAUUCCAAUCCGGUGGACAUCACCAGAAGCUAUAGCCUACCGCAAGUUCACAUCAGCCAGCGAUGUAUGGAGUUACGGGAUUGUGCUCUGGGAGGUGAUGUCCUAUGGAGAAAGACCCUACUGGGAGAUGUCCAAUCAGGAUGUAAUUAAAGCUGUGGACGAGGGCUAUCGCCUGCCACCCCCCAUGGACUGCCCAGCUGCACUGUAUCAACUGAUGCUGGACUGCUGGCAGAAAGACAGAAACAACAGACCCAAGUUUGAGCAGAUUGUCAGCAUUCUGGACAAGCUUAUCCGGAACCCAGGCAGUCUGAAGAUCAUCACCAGUGCGGCAGCAAGGCCAUCAAACCUUCUUCUGGACCAAAGCAAUGUUGACAUCACUACCUUUCGCACAACCAGUGACUGGCUUAAUGGUGUCCGGACAGCACAGUGCAAAGAAAUCUUCACAGGGGUGGAAUACAGUUCUUGUGACACCAUAGCCAAGAUUUCCGCAGAUGACAUGAAAAAGGUUGGCGUCACUGUGGUUGGGCCACAGAAGAAGAUCAUCAGUAGCAUUAAAGCUCUGGAAACACAGUCAAAGAAUGGUCCAGUUCCAGUGUAAAGGGCUAUUUCUCAAAGAAAAUAAUGGCUGUGGAAGAUGUAGCAUCACUCUGCAGACAGAUGAUAAUGCUGGAGAUACUGGUGGAAGUUUCAAGCCCAAUAAGACACUCAUAUAUGAGUACAAAUGCCUUAAAAUGGAAUUGAAAAACUCUUUAUUUUCCCAUAUCACCUAGUGAAUUGGUGGGUGGGUGUAUUUUGUUUUGCAAUUGAUUUUUUUAUAUUAGUUGAUGGAAUAAAUUAAAAUUCUUCAGCACGAAAUGAUGAAGAACUAGCAUAGAGCCAUUGAUCAUAUACUGACUAUGAUAAAAGAGAAACAAGUGAAAUAACAAAAUGACAUAGUGGCUCUGUUUGCUGAUAGCCACAAAAGAAAAGACUUGUGAUAUUUUUAUACACAUAAGAAAUCUGUAACAGGUAUUUUUUUUUCUUUAAAAGCAAGCAAAACAGAGGAAUUUAUACCUCAAACUAUCUGGCCAUAUUUACUAGCUUUUCAUUGUAUUAUUAUCUUUUACCUGUUUAAAGCAUAUAGAAAUAAAGUUUGUAGUUUUUUUAAGUACUACAUAUUUUUAAUUGUUAGCUUCAUUAAGAAUUAUCAUGUAAAAAUGUCUUAAUUUUGAAGAAAAAUACAUAUUUAUUUUCUUUUGAAUUGUUUUUAUUGUUUUCUAUUUAUGCCUCAAUGAUUUAAUUUGGAUUUGCUAACAACCAAGUGCCAAAUACUCCUCAAACUGUCAGCAGUAGGAAACAUGUUGAACUAAACACAGAGAAUGAUGGGUUUCUUUCCGGAUUUUUGAAACAUCCACUUAUAUGUAUCUAUAUCUAUCUGUCUAUCAUCUAUCUAUCAUCUAUCUAUCUAUCUAUCUAUCUAUCUAUCUAGAAAAAAAGAAACCAAAUCCUUUUUCUCUUCAUCCACUAACCAAAUCUCUCACAGUCUGAAUUAUGUCAUAUGUUUUUGUCUCUCCAUUUAUUAUAAACGUAUGCUUUUAAUUUAAUAUGCUGGCUUGUAAGUAAUGGAUCGUCAAUGGCAUACCUGCCCUCCUCUGGAGUUUACAAAACCAUUAACUCCAUUCGUUGGUAAAGAAGCUAUGUUAGAGCUCUGAAAUAGAGAAUAGCUACAAUGGAAAUAAUUGAAAUCUUAUUUUGAUUGUUGUAUUAAUUGGCAAUACAGCCUAUUGGCUAUUGCAUGAGUAAAAAAAGAUCACUCAAUAUCUAUGCUUCAAAUUGCUGAGCUAUUUUUAGGGAAUGAUUAUAACUAAACUACUCAUUUGAAUAACUGAGGUUUAGUUAUGCUAAUUACACAUUGUGAUCAUCUAUAGCAGGUAUUGUUAUCUUGAAGAGUCUUCCACUGAAAUGCACCUGUUGUAAUUUUGGUGUAUAAAUUAGAGGCAUUAAAAUUUCUUUGCAUUUAUUGAGCAUAUAAUUUUCAAAAUAGUUUUAUUUUUGAGGUAAAUAAAAUGGUUAUCUAGCAAAAGAUUCAAAAUCUAUAAGCAGUAGAGAGAUCUCUCACUGUGGGACCUUAGACUAUUACAUAAAGGUGAAAUAUGAGCAUACUCAGUAAUAUUUAUAAAGCUGUACCUGGUGUAGAUCUAGCCACUAAUAUAUUGUGAAGCAACAUUUUAGCUCUGUAUUUUUUCUAAUGCUGAUAUGAUCAUAUUAAGGGAAUAAGAAAUGCAUAUGUCAUAAGAAUAGAAUGGCUAAAACAAUGCUGCAACCUUUAUGCUUCUAAUAAAAAAUGGAACAUUUUACAGAUUACAAUCAGAUCAAAUUCACAAGUGCUAAUCUGUUGUAAAUUUAGAGUAAUAAGGCUUAGGUUGUGUUUCUUCAUAUACAGGAUUAUUUCAUAAAAUUGGCAAUAAUUCUUACAGUCAAAUUAUCCAACUAGAAUUCUAUAUUGAAUAUAUAAGAGCAUGAAUUUUUUAAAAAGACCUAUGUCAUUAUGAAAUUAAUUACAAAAUUGCUUAACCCUGCUAGAAGCAGCUAAAACCAUUUUUAAUCAAAUAUUUUGUGUUGCAGAAUGUUAGAUUGAGAUCUGAUUCUGGCUUCACUUUCAUUUUAUCCCAGACUGGCAUUUACUUUUGUAGGUACUGUUCUGAGCAGACUCAAAAAAAUCUGUGCAUUUCAUGAAUUAAUUGAAGUUGAGGAUUGUUGAAUCUACUUCACUUAUUUUAGCUGUGAUUUCCAUUUGAAAGACGAGGUUAUAUACACAGUAUAUUGCCCUUCAUUUUUUCACUAUUUUUCUACCUGACCUCCUAUAAAUUUACUUUAUUUACAUAAUUCUUACUCUGUACAUAUGUAAACAUAACAGUGUACGAUUCUGAACUGUGGAGUAGAGGUACUAGAUGCUCAUGGCCAUCUCUUUGUACAGGAACUGCAUUGACUUUCAAUAAACAUGAAACCACAUCUCCACACAAUGGUAUGUACCAUAUUAUCUGUUCCAUAUCUUAAAUUUGAUUUACAUAUAUUAUUUAUUUCUGGCACCUUGCCAAGAUCAUUCUGUACUAAGUAUCAGUGAAACCAUGUAUAAAUGUGAUAUGAUUGGCAAUAUGUAUUUACUUUAAACUUGUACUUUCAAAACUACUCAUUUAGUUUAUGUUGUACAAUGUAGAUGGCCUCUUACUAAUGUAAAAUAAUUUG
Molecule: messenger RNA, 5663 nt
Organism: Phyllostomus hastatus (greater spear-nosed bat)
Lineage: Eukaryota; Metazoa; Chordata; Mammalia; Chiroptera; Phyllostomidae
Gene: EPHA3
Product: EPH receptor A3
Exons: 17
Coding region: 82-3036 (984 amino acids)
Biological process (GO): protein phosphorylation; cell surface receptor protein tyrosine kinase signaling pathway; axon guidance
Cellular component (GO): plasma membrane; neuron projection
Molecular function (GO): ATP binding; protein binding; transmembrane-ephrin receptor activity
Source: RefSeq, a predicted model, not a curated record